Pyrus x bretschneideri (Chinese white pear) is the source of this 2135-nucleotide messenger RNA. Its product is annotated as synaptotagmin-3. Lineage: Eukaryota; Viridiplantae; Streptophyta; Magnoliopsida; Rosales; Rosaceae. The record is from RefSeq and is a predicted model, not a curated record. Gene Ontology annotation, molecular function: lipid binding. Gene Ontology annotation, cellular component: endoplasmic reticulum.
UGUUACAACAGUGGAUGUUUUGAACUAGUUCAGAAGUUUCUUCUGUUUUGGCGGUUUGAGUUGUGGAGUUUAUUAGAAACGCUUCUGAUCAGCGCAUUCUGCCCUUAGAAUCCAUCGCUGGAGCCAGUUUUGUUUGCUGGCAAAGUUUCCGGUGGCUUAGGUGCCAAUUGUCGUUAAUGCAUGUCGGUUCUCUGAGUUUUUGGGAGGUUUUAGAAGAUGGGAUUUGUGAGCAGUUUAUUGGGAAUUCUUGGUUUUGGAAUUGGAAUUCCUCUUGGACUCUUGGUGGGGUUUUUCCUUUUUGUUUAUUCAAAUCCCAAAGAAGUUGAGGAUCCAGUUUGCAGGCCACUUCAUGAUUUAGAUGAAUUGGCCUUGCAAGAUCUUCUUCCUGAAAUUCCACUGUGGGUGAAGAACCCUAAUUAUCAUAGAGUAGACUGGUUGAAUAAAUUUAUUGCAGAUUUAUGGCCUUACCUUGAGAAGGAAAUUGCGGGAACAAUAAGAAGCGUGGCUCAACCUAUAUUUGAUGAGUACAUUGGAAAGUUUCAGAUUGAAUCAAUUGAGUUUGAGAGAAUAGAUAUGGGAACUCUUCCUCCUAUUCUUAACGGUUUAGAGGUCUUUGAGACGAACGAGAAGGAAUUAGUCAUGGAACCAUCAAUAAAAUGGGCUGGAAACCCCAACAUAAUUUUGGUGUUAAAAGUUCUGUCUUUACGAAUUACAAUGCAGUUAGUAGAUUUACAAGUAUAUUUAGCGCCAAGGAUAGCUUUCAAACCGCUUGUGCCUUCCUUUCCAUGUUUUGCAAACAUUGUGGUGUCUUUGAUGGAGAAGCCUCAUCUAGAUUUUGGAAUGAAUAUAUUGGGAGCCGAUAUCAUGUCUAUACCCGGCCUCUAUCGUUUUGUUCAGGAGACUAUUAAAAAGCAAGUUGCAAGCCUCUACCUCUGGCCUCGGACGCUUGAAAUACCUAUCCUUGACGUUUCAACAGCGGCUGUAAAGAAGCCGGUGGGAAUACUGCGCGUGAAUGUUGUUCAUGCGGUUAAACUCUUGAAGAAGGAUAUCUUAGGAUCAUCCGAUCCUUAUGUCAAGCUCAGCCUGACUGGAGAUGGGCUACCAGCAAAGAAAACAACUGUCAAGAAGAAAAACCUGAACCCUGAGUGGAACGAGAAGUUCAAGCUUCUUGUGAAGGAUCCAAAGACCCAACUUCUUCGGUUACAAGUCUUUGACUGGGACAAGGUUGGUGGGCAUGAUAGGAUAGGAAUGCAGGUAGUUCCUCUCAAACAACUUACACCCCAUGAGACGAAAGAAUUUACACUUGAUUUGCUCAAGGACACGAAUAUUAGCAAUAGUUCACACAAGAAGCAAAGAGGGCAGCUUGUGGUGGAGCUAACUUUUGUGCCUUUCAAAGAAGACAAAAGCAGAUCUAGUGGACCUAUUGAUGCAGCACAUAGGAGAAAUGAAAGCGGAAUUGAUAUGUCAAUGUCAUCACAUGGGGGAAGCCUAGUCGGGGCAGGUUUACUAUCAGUUAUUAUUCAAGGAGCCGAAAAUGUGGAAGGGAAGUGCCACAACAAUCCUUAUGCCAUCCUCCUAUUUAGAGGAGAACAGAAGAAAACACAUAUGCUUCGAAAAACUCGUGAUCCACGUUGGAACGAGGAAUUCCCUUUCAUGCUAGAUGAGCCACUGAAUGAGAAACUUCAUAUUGAGGUUGUGAGCAAGAGGACCGGCAUUAGUUUCCGAAUGAAGGAAUCGUUGGGACAUGUAGAAAUCAAUCUAAGAGACGUUGUGCACAACGGGAUCAACCACAAAUACCACUUAAUCAAUUCAAAAAAUGGAGUGAUACAUGUUGAAAUUAGCUGGAAGAUGAUUUGAGGAAUGGAAAAUUCAACGCUACAGUAAUCUUGAGUGAAAGCGCAAGUCGAACUCUUCGAUCAUCUAUGACUUGCUACUUUGCAGGAUGGACCAUUGGAAAUUUCAUGGGUGAGGUAAAAGUUCAAGUCCUGCACAAUAAUAGGGAGUCUAAACUUUUAUGGUGAUUUAUCCUACGAACUCCUUAUCUUUGAAUGCAAAGCUCAGAAAUAGAGAGGGUAAGGUGGAUUUGCUUGCUCGUACUAAGCGGAGUGUAUUCAAUUGAGAUUUUAAAAUAAUUA